Messenger RNA from Opisthorchis viverrini, 204 nucleotides. RefSeq lists its product as hypothetical. The transcript has a single exon. NCBI's taxonomy places the organism in Eukaryota, Metazoa, Platyhelminthes, Trematoda, Opisthorchiida, Opisthorchiidae. The annotation marks the transcript as partial. The record is from RefSeq and is a predicted model, not a curated record.
AUGUACAAUACUGCUUAUUUCAGCUGUUCCGGAGACCGAAUCUCUCGUCUUUGUCAACAUUUACUCUCCUCUGGUUCAUUCUAUCCCAUCCACCCGCCAUCCGACGACUUACCUCUGGAUUAUCCUUUGUGGAAUCGUCGUGCACAGAUGCCAGUCACACCACACUGUCUAAUUGUUCCAUCUCGACUACGUCAAUUUGUCAAG